AUGAUCUAUUAUCUAGUCAUUACUUUGAUUCUAUUAGGAUCAUAUACAGUAUUAACAUAUAAUAAUCUAUUGACGAAUUUUGAAGAAAAUCUUCUCCAUGCACAUAUUAAAACCAAAACUGAUUUGGAUUUAUUUUAUCGAAGAUUCAUUGAAUCAAAUAGUAUAGACGAUUUGAAAGUUGUACAAAAUAUUCAGCAUGACAAUAAUAUUCGAGAUUUAAAUAUAAAACAUAAAUGUUUACCCUCACUCAAUGAUUUGUUCAAUGCCUUCAAUAUACAAUCAGAUAGUAUAAAUGAUAAUUUAACUCUCACGGAUAUUCGACGAUUAUCGCCUGCGUUAGUUUAUGCCAAACUUAAUUCCGACUGUCAAGAAGCACACGGACAGGCAACAUGGAAAAAUAUUCUAAUCGGCUUUAUUGCUGUUACUUUCAUCAAUUGUUCAGCGUUGACUGGUGCGAUUAUUUUGCCAUUCCGAAAAAAGCCGGCUUUCAAAUGGAUUCUUAGUACUUUUAUUGGUUUAGCUGUUGGCACGUUAACAGGAUCAGGAAUAUUUCAUUUAAUUCCGAUGGCAUUUAACAUUCCAAAACUUGAUACUUAUCAUAGUUAUCUGAACAAAGCUCUUUUUACAAUGAUUGCUAUUUAUACAUUCUACAUACGUGAUCAAUUAUCGAGAAUUUUCUUAAAUGUUGAGACAAUAAUAUGUACACAUGGUCAUGGAGAUGAUGACCUAUCAUUACAAUCAAAUGAUCCAACUGAAUCUAUUCCUUCGAGUUCUCAAAAAUCGACUGAUAAAAGUUCUAAAGUCGUCUCUCUAAAUAAACAUGUCGAUAAUUUAAUAGAGAAUUUAAAAGCAAUGAAAGCAGCUGGCUGGAUGAUUUUCAUUGGUGAUAUGUUACAUAAUUUUAUUGAUGGUCUUACAUUAGGAGCUGCUUUUAUGGUAUCGAUUGGUGAAGGUCUUCGAAUGUCUUUACCAAUAGCUUGUGAAGAAUUUCCACAUGAACUUGGCGAUCUUGCUGUUCUACUAAGUAGUGGAUUAACAAUUGGACAAGCAAUUUUAGUUAAUUUUCUAGCAGCUUGCAGCUGCUAUCUUGGAUUCUUUGUUGGUGCAAAAUUAGGAGAAUUAGAAGAAUUUCAUCCAUGGAUAUAUGCUUUAGCUGGUGGAAUGUUUGUCUAUAUUGGACUAGCAGAUAUGAUACCGGAGCUUGUUUCAAUGGGUGAUGAAAUAGAAAAAGAUUAUAUCGAUUCAAAACAAUCAGUAACUAUUCUUUUAAAAGUUAAAAUUUUAUUAUUUCAAAACAGUGGAGUUAUUCUUGGCGUUACCAUUAUGUUUCUACUUGCAAAAUAUGGUAAACAUUUAGAAAAUUUCAUCAGCUUCUAG
Messenger RNA from Rotaria socialis, 1377 nucleotides. NCBI's taxonomy places the organism in Eukaryota, Metazoa, Rotifera, Eurotatoria, Philodinida, Philodinidae. The record is from the annotation of a GenBank genome assembly.